CAGCAUUACUACCUUAAACAGAGUUUCCAUACACAGUUGUUGUUUUUUAAAAGCUUUAAUUGUUUUUUAAAAAGGCGGUAGUACAUGAUAUUUUAUUUUUGCUGUAAACUAAUAGAUAAAUAUUAUUCAUGCACAAUACAAAUUUUUAUACCAUUAGACUUUUUUUACAUUUGCUUUUCAUUUUACUGAGCGCCUUCUCUUUCUUGCACUGCGCAAAAAGAAAAAAACGGAUGAUCGCAUCAGUAACGGUCUUCUGCAAUCGGUGGUUGAUGGUCCCACAGACCAACACCACUCCCGGUUUUUACCAUGGGCUGUAACCUAAAAAAUACACGCCCCUACACGACCUUCUGUUAACCAAACUAGAAAUGCUCAACUUUCCACUGCAAGAGAGAGGACGAGGUGUGCACCGACGCUUUUCAGUAAACGAAUUAUGAGACAUUGUCUAUUCCAUCUGAAUGGUAAAUGUGUAGCACUCAUCCCUUUACUAGCAGUAUCGAGUUGGUUUGUGGUGCAUAGCGCGGAACUUCUCAGAAAAAAAAGGAUUUGAUGCAGAAACCUCCGAUGCCAUCUGAGGAUGCAGCACGGGCGAGUGCGGGUGCCGCUCCGGAGGCUGCGGACUCGGCCCUGCGUGAAGACGCGCAGCCUCACGAUUCUCCUGGAAAACACGCCGUGUCCGUUCUGUGGUCAUUUGGAAAGUGCCUAGGUGCCUUACUGCCUGUCUACCUGGCCGGUUAUUUUGGAUUCAGCAUCAGCUUAGUUUUGCUCGGUCUCAUUGUGUAUACGGGAUGGAAACACGGCCGCGAUGGAAAGCAAGCGCGACUGCAAAGCGCGAUGUAUUUUUCGGAGAAUGAGCAGGAUGUCACGACUACACGGGUGUUUAGAAGUAAACGGGACUUACCGGCAUGGGUGAGCUUCCCUGAUGUGGAAAAGGUUGAGUGGAUGAACAAGAUAUUGCAGCAGGCCUGGCCGUUCAUUGGACAGUAUUUGGAGAAGCUUCUAGUGGAGACCAUUGCUCCUUCGAUCCGAACCGCCAGCGCUCAUUUACAAACACUAAGCUUCACCAAAGUUGACUUGGGAGACAGGGCUAUGAAGGUAGUUGGGGUAAAGGCCUACACUGAGCAUGAUAAGCGUCAAGUGAUUCUGGAUCUUUAUAUCAGCUAUGCUGGAGAUAUGGAGAUAAACGUUGAAGUGAAGAAGUACUUCUGUAAAGCAGGAGUGAAGGGUAUUCAGCUCCAUGGGAAGUUGAGGGUGAUCUUGGAACCCCUAAUUGGAGAUGUUCCUCUUGUUGGAGCCAUCACCAUGUUCUUCAUUCGCAGACCUAAGCUGGACAUCAACUGGACUGGCCUGACCAAUUUAUUAGACAUACCUGGUUUAAAUGCCAUAUCGGACACUAUGAUAAUGGAUGCAAUCGCCUCUUUCCUGGUUCUCCCCAAUCGUCUCACUGUACCUUUGGUGGCCAACCUGCACGUAGCACAGCUCCGUUCCCCUCUUCCACGGGGUAUAGUGCGUAUCCACUUGCUGGAGGCAGAAAACUUAGCUGCCAAAGAUAACUAUGUGAAAGGCAUUAUGUCUGGGAAAUCGGACCCGUAUGCUGUGCUGCGGGUGGGCACACAGAUUUUCACCUCCCACCAUGUGGACAACAACCUCAAUCCUCAGUGGAGGGAGAUGUACGAGGUUAUUGUUCAUGAAGUGCCUGGUCAGGAGCUCGAGCUGGAGGUGUUUGAUAAAGACCCUGACCAGGAUGACUUUCUUGGAAGGUUGAAGCUGGAUUUAGGUAUUGUACAGAAAGCCGUAAUUUUGGAUGAGUGGUACACUCUGAAGGAUGCACCAUCAGGUCAGGUUCAUCUCAGGCUGGAAUGGCUCUCUCUGUUGCCCUCUGCAGAGCGCCUGACUGAGGUGCUGCAGAGGAAUGAAAACAUUACAAUUUCCAGUAAAACAGCAGAUCCCCCAUCUGCUGCCAUUCUGACUGUGUACCUGGACCGGGCCCAAGAUCUACCUUUUAAGAAAGGUAAUAAGGACCCCAGCCCCAUGGUACAGGUUUCUGUGCAGGAUACGACCAAAGAGAGCAGGACGGUGUAUGGGACUAAUAAUCCAGUGUGGGAGGAUGCCUUUACAUUUUUUAUUCAGGACCCUCGUAAACAAGAUAUCGACAUCCAGGUGAAAGAUGAUGACAGGGCUUUGACUCUGGGCAGUCUGUCUGUCCCCCUCUCCCAUCUUCUCUCCAGCAUUGAGCUUAGCAUGGAUCAGUGGUUUCAGCUGGAAAAGUCUGGACCGGCCAGCCGCAUCUACAUCACAUUUCUGUUGAGGUUGUUGUGGCUGAAUGAGGAAGCAAUCCCAACCACACCUGUAUCUCCAAUACCAGGAGAGGGGAAUACUGAAUCUGAGGUGUCUCCAGGGGCAACAAAAGUGACCCCCACCUCCAAACGUCCCGAGCACACCAGCCCAGACAGCAGCUUUACCUCUGAGGGUGUUCUGCGGAUCCACCUGGUAGAGGCCCAAAGUCUCAUUGCUAAGGACAGUCUAAUGGGUGGCAUGAUGAAGGGAAAGAGUGACCCUUAUGUGAAGAUCCGGGUGGGAGGAAUGACCUUCAAGAGUCAGGUCAUCAAAGAGAACCUCAACCCUGUCUGGAAUGAACUUUAUGAGGUGAUUUUGACCCAGCUCCCAGGUCAAGAGGUAGAGUUUGAGCUGUAUGAUAAAGACAUUGAUCAGGACGACUUCCUCGGCAGAGUCAAAGUGAGCCUCAGAGAGCUCAUUAGUGCUCAGUUUAAUGACCAGUGGUAUACUCUGAAUGAUGUGAAGUCUGGACGUCUUCAUCUGGUGAUGGAAUGGCUGCCUAAAGUGUCAGAUGCCACCAGACUUGAACAGAUUCUGCGUUACAACUCUCAGCAGUCUUACCUGAAUAAAACAGUUCCCUCUGUUGCAAUGCUGUUUGUGUAUAUUGAGAGAGCACAUGGUCUACCUUUGAAGAAGAGCGGCAAAGAGCCGAAAGCAGGUGUAGAGCUGUCAAUCAAAAAUGUGUCCUACCGGACAAAAGUUUGCACACGCUCGACUUCUCCACAUUGGGAUGAAGCUUUUCAUUUCCUGAUUCGUGACCCAAGAGAAGACACACUUAUUGUCAAACUCUCUCACAGCUGGGGUCAGGCUCUGGGUGCUCUUGUGUUUCCUGUGAGGGAGCUGCUGGUUGAGAAAGAUCUGCUGCUGGACCGCUGGUUCAGUCUGGAUGGAGCCAUGCCUGAGAGUCAGAUCCUGCUGAGAGCUGAAGUUAAGCUCUUAGAUUGUAAAUUGGCACAGUGUAGUGAUGGCACAGCCGGUGCAGAAGAAGUUCCCAGUGGAGAGGCAGCUUCUGCAGCCAAUCGUGAGUUCAGGCACAGGAAUGUGCACGCCCAAGGAGGUGAGGAUGCUAGAGCAAGUAGAAAAGCCCAGGUGAAGCUCACUAUUGCUUAUUCAUCUGAGGAGAACAGAUUAGUUAUCACCAUCCAUGCCUGUAGGAACUUGCCAUCUUACUUUAAGGAUUCCCCAGACACUUACGUCACAUUCAUUCUCCAACAUGACAAGAACCGUAACACCAAAAAAAAGACCAGUGUUAAGAAGAAAAACCUUAAGCCUGAGUUCAAUGAGAGGUUUGAUUUUGACAUGUCACUUGUAGAAGCUAAACAGAGACACAUUGAACUGUCUGUCAAAAACAGUGUUUCCUUCAUGAGUCGUGAAAAAGAGCUUCUUGGAAUGCUUCAUAUAGACUUGAAUCAGCUGGAUCUCAAAACAGGAGUAACACAGUGGUAUGACUUGUUGGAUGAGACCAACUGAAUGGACCUUCCUAUAUUGACUUUUGACCAUUUAAUGUUUACUUACCCUGAGACUUGGAAGGGACCAGAGAGUCCUGAGUUUGAUGGUGUCAGGACCAUGAUUGCAACAUGGAAUUGCUGUGCAACUUGCUUUGACCCAAACAAGCCUGCUUAAGAUGCAUCAUAAACUAUUCUAGCACAUGAAGCCUAAGAGGGCAUUGCCUUGAGCAAUAAUGUUUUUUAUUUUUUUUAUUUUUUUUUGUGAAAAUAUAUGUUUUUAAGUAUUUUAAGGGUUAGUUCACCCAAAGUCGUCAUUUACUAACCCUCAUGUUGUACACAGAUGAGUUUCUUUCUUCUGUGGAACACAAAAGGUGAUGUUAGGCAGAAUGUUAGCAUCAGUCACCAUUUACUCUUUUUAUGGAAAAAAGGAUGCAAUAAAAUUGAAUGGUGACUGAGGUUAACAUUUUGCCUAACAUCUACUUUAGUGUUUCACAGAAGAAAGUUACACGGUUUAGAGCAAAAUGAUGGUGAUUAAAUAAUGACCGAAUUUUCAUUUUUGGGUGAACAAUCCAUAGCUUUUGCUUUUCUUUUUUAUAUAAGUUUCUGCAGUGUCAGUUUGUUACAAAUGUGACUUUUAGUGUCAUUGAGAAUGUUUACGAGUGGGAUGUUGGAGCUUCUGUUCAGCAGAGAAAUUUCAGUGUUUAUUAAUAUUCAUUGUAUGACAUUCCAACAUUUCAACAAGAAAAGUUUCUGGAACUGUUUGGUUCCCAAUCCAAUGCAAGUCCACAUGCAUUUCAAAAUGCACAACAAAAUAUUAGUAUUCUGUACAUUUUGUUUAGAAGAAGAAGUAUGUAAAGAAACCCAGAUGAAAGGAACCAUUUUCACUGUUUCCUCUUUGGAAUCGAAAAAUAACAAGGGGUUUGUUUAGUUAUUAUUUAGUCACUUGACUUCUUUUUUUAUUUUUGUAUGUUCUCACAAUUCCAAUGUAAGUUACUGCAAGAUGACAAUUGACUUUACACAUAUCGAAACAUUUUCAGUCACUGUGUAAUGUUUUUACCUUCCCAAAGAUAAAAAAGUCUUAUGUAUAUACAGUAAAUGUUUAAACCAAAAGGCAGCAUGAAUAUUUCUAAGCGCCAACUCUCUGAGAGAGUUAUCUGCUCAAAAAUGUUACAAAAAGUGCUUCUGCACCCUAUGACUCAGAGUCUGUAUUGCAGUUUUAAUAAAUAUGCCAUUUGCACUUUAAAUGCA
This is a messenger RNA of Myxocyprinus asiaticus (Chinese sucker), 5030 nucleotides long. Its product is annotated as extended synaptotagmin-1-like. Gene Ontology annotation, molecular function: lipid binding. Gene Ontology annotation, biological process: lipid transport. The transcript has 31 exons. The coding region runs from base 547 to 3804 and encodes 1085 amino acids. NCBI's taxonomy places the organism in Eukaryota, Metazoa, Chordata, Actinopteri, Cypriniformes, Catostomidae. The record is from RefSeq and is a predicted model, not a curated record.